UAAUGUGGUGAAUCUAAAAGAUGUUUAUAUUUUUCGCUCUUCGUAGGAAAAAGCUGCCGUCGUCAGUACAGUUCUUCCAUCUCAAAUGGCCGAUUUGACGUUCCAAAACGUUUCCGUCGUCGUCGUCGUUCUAGUUUUCGUCGCCUCGUAUUGAAAUAUUCUUCCUGUUUCUAUGUACAUAGUGAAAGUUAUGUAUGAAAAAAAUUACUAUCGCAAAAUGGCAUUAUUCAAUAAGGACUUAAAUAGUUCUUCCUGCUGAAAUUGUACACUCAAGGAAUUAAUAUCACAAAUCUUUCCUGCUAGAGCUGCUGCCGCCAUCCACCCUGCCACACAUGUCUUUGUUUUUCAGAACUUAUUAACUAUUUGGUAUAAGAACAGUUCCAUAGACGUACAUUAAAGACUGCAAGAAUAAUGCGGAAUGGCAUUGUAUGGAUGGCGACUAGUUGGAGUUGCAUGCACCAUCGUUAUGUACAUAGCUGGUAUCCUGUUCCUUUCAAUAUCGAAUGUACCAGGACCCCACCCAAAGCGAGUAAGGAUCGGACGUUUCGGAGAGAUAGCAAAUUAUCGAACGCAAUUCAUUGGACUACAUCGAAAACAAACAAUUCACUGGUGCAAGGAAUUAACAUUUUUACAUAGUCAACCGGCCGCUGCCGCUCCCGAAGAGAAGGACAAAAAAACUCAUUCCACAUUCCGUACAAGGAUAACAAAUCAUGAAAAACUUAAAACCGAUAAAAAUCCAAGCAAACAUAAUAAUAACAACAAUAACAAUAAUAGCUUAGUAACGGAAAGUUCAAAAAUGGAAACCUCCAAUAAUUCUCAUUCGAAUAGUACUGUUAGUGGUUUAACGGCACUGGCAUCGUUUCCAGGAAGUGGCAACACUUGGCUUCGAUAUUUGCUUCAACAAUCUACUGGCAUUUACACCGGAAGUAUUUAUAAGGAUUAUGGUCUUUUGAAAAGUGGAUUUCCGGCUGAAAAUGUGUGCAAUAAAUCAGUUUUAGUUGUAAAGACACACGAAUGGGGCCAAAACGCUUGGAAUGUAUUUUCGAAGGCAAUACUUUUGGUCCGGGAUCCGGAUAAAGCGAUAUUAGCCGAAUUCAAUAGACAGAGUGGCGGACAUGUUGGAUUUGCUUCUCCAGAUCGCUAUAAGCGCACAAAGGGAAGAUACUGGCAGCAGUUUGUGACAAAUAAACUAAACGGAUGGGAAAACAUGAAUCUUGGAUGGGCAAGAUUUUUCACCGGGGACUUGCUUAUUGUAUACUAUGAUGAUUUAGUUUCAAAUUCUGAAAAGAAACUAAGAGAAAUCCUCAACUUCCUAGAAUUUCCUAUUGAAGAGUCCCUAAUGUCAUGCGCCCUAAUAAGAAAAGAAGGAAUUUUUCGAAGAAAAAAGCGUGUAUUAUCCUUUGAUCCCUACAGUCCUGCGAUGCGUCAUCAACUUGACGAAAGAAAACGAAAGAUCUAUACACUAUUAGGACGCUAUACAGCGAAAACUAAAAACUUCAACGACUAAGUUGCGUGAUAAAUGUUAGACACAAAUUAAAAUUUUAGCACAUAAUGUAAUUUAGUUUAAACAAAAGAAUAAAAACUAGAAUGUAUUUAAGUUAGAUAAAAUUCUGUUUCAUAACGAAGUAGGAUACAAAUUUGUUAUAUAAGAAAGAAAAUAUAAAAAUAAAACAAAAAAAUUUUGUACUUAAGAAAUCAAAAUUUCCACAAUAAAAAAAUUGAACUGAAAUGUAUUACACAAUCUACAAUUCUUCGUUAA
Molecule: messenger RNA, 1759 nt
Organism: Eupeodes corollae
Lineage: Eukaryota; Metazoa; Arthropoda; Insecta; Diptera; Syrphidae
Product: WSCD family member GA21586
Exons: 6
Coding region: 419-1507 (362 amino acids)
Source: RefSeq, a predicted model, not a curated record